Messenger RNA from Chrysoperla carnea, 462 nucleotides. RefSeq lists its product as uncharacterized. The transcript is spliced from 2 exons. NCBI's taxonomy places the organism in Eukaryota, Metazoa, Arthropoda, Insecta, Neuroptera, Chrysopidae. The record is from RefSeq and is a predicted model, not a curated record. Gene Ontology annotation, cellular component: mitochondrion. Bases 35 to 382 code for a protein of 115 amino acids.
GUAUAGCAAAUCUAGUGACGUUUUAAAAUUCAUCAUGGCGGACCAUAUUUCACUUGAUCAGAAAAAAAUUUUAGAACAAAAAGCUCAACGUCGUGCUGAACUAAGAAAUGAAUUUUUAAAACAACAAAGUAAUCCGUAUCGACAUGCUCAAGGAUCUGGUGGUACAAUCUUUGAUAAAGGUAUUCAACGUUAUCAAGCUUUAAAAACUCUGGGUUAUGAUCAUUUUAAACCAACUCCAAAAACAGCUCUAAAUGGUUUAUUAAUUCUUGUAAUACCAAUGGUAACUUUUGGUUAUUUUCUUAAAAAGUCAAGAGAUGCACAAGAACAAAUGUUCCGUAGCGGUCAGGUAGCUUAUAAGGAUCGUAAAAACAAAUUUAUUUAAAUCAAGAUUUAUAUUAAUUCAUAUUGUAAAUUGUGUAGUAUAAAAUUUAAUUGUUAAAUAAAUUUUCGUUUUCAUUUUAA